Wasmannia auropunctata (little fire ant) is the source of this 2712-nucleotide messenger RNA. RefSeq names its product forkhead box protein A4-A-like. The transcript has 2 exons. Gene Ontology annotation, biological process: regulation of transcription by RNA polymerase II; animal organ morphogenesis. The coding region runs from base 418 to 1941 and encodes 507 amino acids. Lineage: Eukaryota; Metazoa; Arthropoda; Insecta; Hymenoptera; Formicidae. Gene Ontology annotation, cellular component: nucleus. The record is from RefSeq and is a predicted model, not a curated record. Gene Ontology annotation, molecular function: DNA-binding transcription factor activity, RNA polymerase II-specific; RNA polymerase II cis-regulatory region sequence-specific DNA binding.
GUUACGCGCGCCGACGAAGCGAGUCUAAAUAAUUGACCCCUCCGCGGCGGAAUCGCGCAAACAAUUUACAUCCGACCGUGUAAAUAUCCGCGACCUCGGCGUCGCGCUUACUGGAAGGCGGCGAAGGUCCCCCUACGGGCGGCGGGGGUCGUUGCUCCGCGGAACGAUGGGAUCCUCGAUCGGAUCGGCUCGAUGUUGAUUUUCGCGUAAAGUACACCGCGUGGCGAUAAUUUUUUUUUUUGUGUGCAAUCCUUCGUGUUAUCGCUGCGCGCCGCGCGUCACUCGAAGAAAUCUUCAGCGUAUAGUGUAUUCAAAGAUUGUGUGGUACUUAUAUCGCCCCGUGGAAAUCCGAGGGCGUACAUUCGCGUGUAAGAUGUUCACCACGGGCGGACUUUGACGGUCGGGAAUUAGAGCUCGAUGGAUCAGAGCGUGAUCGUGCCAUCGGUGCCCCGCGACGUCGUCGGCGCCGAGAGCAUGCGGCUGGCCAUGAAGAACGAGUCCGACGUCGGCAGCCUGCACCAGCAACAGGAGCAGACAGUCGUCGUGCAUCCCAACUCCUCGACGGUGGCCGCGCGAUCGGCGGUGCUGCCGAUGAGCGCGGGUAGUCUGCCCCAGGAGACGAGCUUGGAGCCGCUCAUGUGCAAUCCGACGAGCAGCGAGAUGCAGGCGAGGAAACCUGGCGCGCGGCGCCAGGAGAAGCCGCCGUAUUCGUACAUCGCGCUGAUUGUGAUGGCGAUCCAGUCGAGUCCGGGCAAGAGGCUGACCCUCUCGGAGAUUUAUUCAUUUCUACAGCAGCGCUUUCCAUUCUUCCGCGGCACCUAUCAGGGCUGGAAGAACUCGGUGCGCCACAAUCUCAGCCUGAACGAGUGCUUCAUCAAGCUGCCUAAGGGUCUGGGUCGGCCCGGCAAGGGCCACUACUGGACCAUCGACCCGUCCACCGAGUACAUGUUCGAGGAGGGCAGUUUUCGGCGGCGACCGCGCGGCUUUCGGCGCAAGUGUCAGGCGUUGAAGCCGCAGUAUCCGCAGUACUACUCGGGCGCCGGUCCCGGAGUCGGCGUGCAGACGCCCGGUCCCUACGAGAAUCUGGCCACCGGUCCCGGUGGCAUUGACUACGCGAACGGCUACCAGAAUCAGUAUCAGAACUACCAGGAGUACGCCAUGUACGGGCCGAGCGCGGCGGUGUCCGCUGACUGGGCAUACCCGGAGAGCCCGGCGACGUAUAAAUCCGGGGUGCCGCCGAUAGCCGAGGUGACCUACAAGACCACCGAGGUCACGUACAAGACCGGCGAGACGACGCCGUCGGUUUACAGAAACGGCGAGCUGGUGACGUUCAAGAGCGAGCCCGGGGCUUUCAGUGCCCGCGGCCAGGAUCAGCUGACCGCGUACAGGCCGCCGGCCGACGGAUUCUCGACUGUCAAGGAUCAUCAUCCGCAACAUCACACCGACUAUAAGGACGAAGCCAUGAUGGGCUAUAAGUGUGCCAACUCGACGCCCACCACUCAAGCGCCCGGGCAGGAUUAUUACGUCGGUUAUGGUCUCGCAGGUGUCAACAAUGCUGCCGGCCACGGCGUGAACAUCACCAUGCAAUCUAUGCAGGAACAGCCGGGUGGUAACAGCAGCCCCGUGACCAACGUCAGCUCGCCGCACAGCGGAUGUCAGACUCCUGCCGCGGAUCAUGGAAUAAAAAUGCAGUGCACCAAUUCCAGCUCCAGUUCGAACAGUUCCGGUGGCGGCAUUGUUGAUCGGAAACCAUCCUAUUUCGCGCAUCCCGGAAGCUCGGUGACCCUGAGCUCCCUGGGUUCAUUGGGUUCGUUAAAUCUGAGCAAUCUCGGCGGUCUGAGCAUAUCCAACAUACCUGGCACAGUUUCCACGAAUAUUCAUCACACGUCGACACCUCCGCCUACGACGAUGUACUACGAUCAGAUCAAGUACAGUAUGUGAAGACGUUUUUUUUUUGGCGAAGACAAGAAAAAAGUUAUUAAAUCCGUAAAAUUAUUUUCAUUGAAAGUUUCGUAUCUCAAACGUUGAACGCACCUAGCACUUUCGUGAGCAAACCUUAAGUUAAAGUCUCUCAUUACGUGCAUUCCGAAUCCGAUAUCGUCUAGCUUGGAAGAAACGAAUGCGGAAUUAUAAGUUAAAUUUUAUACAAAAUUAGCAGUUUUUUAUUGAAUUCAGUACGUGAGCUAUAAAUCUUGAAUCUUUUAGUUUGAAUGCUUUUACAUUAUUGCACAUAUUUUCGAAUUAAUAGGACAUAAUUUCGAUAGCUAAGAUUAGCUAUAAAAAUUAAUACUUCAUUAAGUUCAUUAAUAUUUGCUUUAUUUAGAAUUGGAAAACACUGACUUACGCGCACACAGUUCUACAUAGAAUUGCAGAUUUUUCAACAUCUUUGUAGUCCAACAAAAAUUCGAUUUAUAAAUCGAUGAUGCGAGAAAUAAUAACGCGCGGAUAGUUUGAUUCUCGAUUUGCGGGCGUGAAUAAGCGAAGUAUGUAAAAAGAAAAGUGUAAAAUAUAUAAUUACGAAAAAGAUGUAUCACGAUCGAUUGUGGCUCAAGCGCGUGUAACGCGACAUGCGUCGAGAGAUACGUCCGCUUAAAAAAAAAAAAACGUUGAUGCAUCUCGACCGUAUCCUAUUUGUAUUUAUAAUUCAUUAAUCAAUGUAAUUAAUUUAAGUCUAGAACACAGAAAGUAAGUCUGUAGAAUUAAAUAAUGUUU